Molecule: messenger RNA, 570 nt
Organism: Caenorhabditis remanei
Lineage: Eukaryota; Metazoa; Nematoda; Chromadorea; Rhabditida; Rhabditidae
Exons: 5
Coding region: 1-570 (189 amino acids)
Source: RefSeq, a predicted model, not a curated record
AUGAAUAUAAAAGUCGACUAUUUUUCGCAUUUUUUGAGUCCCACUUCGUUUUAUAAUGUUGUGAGCAGUUAUAUUCCUAAACAGCUUCUAAAAGAUUUCGAUGAGAAAAGAUGUGUUGGUAAAAUCGAAUACGUUUUGAACGAUGGAGUAGAUGCAAUUCAGGAGAUACUCGAUAACUCGAAUAAUCAACUCACUGCGGAGCUUGCAUUGUACCUCAGAUUGUAUCGAAACUUUCCGAUGAGUUAUAAGUUUUUCGGAAAUCAUUCAUUCGAGCCAUAUCGAACGCGUUGUGAAGUAUGGAAAAGUAUGAAAAACGAAGAGUUCAUCAGUAAACACGAUCUUCGAGUAUGGAUGGAAUCAGAAGUUUGUUUCGUAUGGAAAGACACUGACUUGAAAGUAGCAUUCGGAUUCACCUCGAUCUUCUUCAAAACAUGCGAUGUUCAACUUGAUGGUUGCUAUGAAUUUCCUGGACAAGCUCUAACGUACUUUGGAUCUCACCUUAUGACGGAUGUUCUGGGGUGGGUGAUGUCAUCAGGGCAAAGUCCGGACCUUGGGACCUCGACUAAAUAA